Messenger RNA from Fundulus heteroclitus (mummichog), 2240 nucleotides. RefSeq names its product solute carrier family 1 member 1 (gene slc1a1). The record is from RefSeq and is a predicted model, not a curated record. The transcript is spliced from 12 exons. Gene Ontology annotation, cellular component: plasma membrane. Lineage: Eukaryota; Metazoa; Chordata; Actinopteri; Cyprinodontiformes; Fundulidae. Gene Ontology annotation, molecular function: L-cysteine transmembrane transporter activity; glutamate:sodium symporter activity; L-glutamate transmembrane transporter activity. Gene Ontology annotation, biological process: L-glutamate transmembrane transport. The coding region runs from base 119 to 1687 and encodes 522 amino acids.
UCCUCCUCCUCCUCCGCUGCUCACCGCCAAUCUGCAGGAGUCUUCUGCGUCUCCACAGGAGUCAUUGUUCUCGCUACACAACAUUUUCUUCCUCCGUUGCGCAGGAAGAACCGUGGACAUGAUGGGCAACAAGGAGCGACGCGGAGUGAACGUGAAGGGCUUGCUGAGGAGGAACUGGCUGCUGAUCGCCACGGUGGUGUCGGUGCUGAUCGGCAUCGGUUUGGGCGUUGUGGUCAGGGAGUAUGCUUCCCUCUCCCACCUCCACAAGCAGUAUUUCGGCUUCCCUGGAGAGAUCCUGAUGCGAAUGCUGAAACUGAUCAUCCUUCCACUCAUCAUCUCAAGCAUGAUCACAGGUGUUGCAGCCCUGGACUCUGAAGUGUCAGGAAAGAUAGGUCUUCGAGCUGUUAUCUAUUACUUCUCAACAACCAUCAUUGCAGUUAUCCUUGGAAUUAUUUUGGUGAUGACGAUCAAACCGGGUGUGUCCCAGGAAGCUGACCACAUUGACAGAACGGGGAUAACUCCCAAUGUUACUACAGUUGAUACACUACUGGAUCUCCUCAGAAACAUGUUUCCAGAAAAUCUGGUGCAGGCUUGUUUUCAGCAGUACAAAACAAAGCGGAAAGAGUUGGAGCCAGUGAAAGUCACGACCAACACCACUACAAUUCCACCUCUUGCAACAACCAUAAUGACAGUCGUAGAGAACAUCACUAAGGAGUAUAAAAUCGUUGGAUCAUAUUCAGAUGGAAUCAAUGUACUGGGCCUCAUUGUGUUCUGUGUGGCUUUCGGACUUGUCAUUGGGAAGAUGGGAGAGAAAGGCCGAAUACUCCUUGAAUUCUUUGAUGCCCUGAAUGAAGCCACCAUGAAACUGGUGCAGAUAAUUAUGUGCUACAUGCCGGUUGGAAUCCUUUUCCUCAUUGCUGCAAAGAUCAUUGAAGUGGAAGACUGGGAGAUCUUCAGGAAGAUGGGUCUUUAUAUGGUGACCGUGCUGAGUGGCUUAGCCAUCCAUGCCACGGUCUGUCUGCCGCUCAUCUUCUUCAUCAUUGUGAGGAAGAAUCCCUACACAUUCACCCUGGGAAUGGCUCAGGCCCUGGUGACUGCCCUCAUGAUCUCUUCCAGCUCCGCUACGCUGCCCGUCACCUUCCGCUGUGCUGAGGAGAACAACCGCAUCGACAAAAGGAUAACUCGGUUCGUGCUCCCAGUGGGCGCCACCAUCAACAUGGACGGCACAGCGUUGUAUGAGGCGGUGGCUGCCAUCUUUAUUGCUCAGCUUAACGACUACCCUCUGGACGUGGGCCAGAUUGUUACUAUCAGUAUAACAGCAACAGUUGCCAGUAUUGGAGCAGCAGGAGUCCCCAACGCUGGGCUCGUCACCAUGGUGAUAGUGUUAACAGCCGUCGGACUACCUGCGAGUGAUGUCACCCUGAUAGUCGCAGUGGAUUGGCUUCUGGAUCGCUUCCGUACAAUGAUCAAUGUCCUGGGCGACGCUUAUGGAGCUGGGAUUGUUCAGAAACUAUCCAAGAGGGAAUUGGAGAGGAUGGAUCUGAUUUCAGAUGUGGAUGUUGCAAACCCGUUUGCCCUGGAGGCAACGCUGGACGAUGAGGAGUGUGAGAAAAAAUCCUACGUCAACGGAGGCUUCACUGUCGAUAAGACUGACGCGAUUUCCUUCACAGAAACCUCCCAGUUUUAGCUUGCAGCUGGAAAGAGCUGUACGAUGGAAAAAAACUUUACUUCACCACCGCAACAUGAGAGAGAAGGAUCCAACCAGCCCAUCCAAGCCUAAACAUCAGCAACAGCUUAGAUGAACAUGAUCACCUUCCAUUUUGGAUGUUGAUAACAACCACUAGAUUCAAGUGCUUCCUUAUUGAUCAAAAGUUGUGCCAAGAUUUGAAAAAGGUAUUUUUUUUUCAAUAAGACUGAAAAGCUUCCUGCAAGGAGCAGUUUGCCAAUGAGUGCAUCCCAUGAGAUCCCUUUUGGAGGAGCUGGUGUUUCUGUGUUUGUAAUUUGAAGAAAACAAAAAGAUAUUGAUUAAUCCUUUAUUAGGCAAGAAAACUAAAUACUCCAUCAUGCACUGCUUGUGUAAUAAUAACAAUAUUGUGUACCUAUAUGUAUAUUUGAACUGUGCCAAACAUAUAACGAGUCGGUUGUUUUUGUUGUUUUGUUUUUUUUUUUGCCAAGUUGCAUGAAGCAAUAUGCCAUGAAAACUAAUCCGUGGCCUCAGAUUGAUGUUCAGUGAGGACUUC